UAUGUGAAAUUCCGGAAUUUGCGGAAGAACCCUAAAUUUGGGCUUGGAGAGAUGGGCGUGGUGAGCGAUCUAUUCGAGACGCUAACAGAGGCGCCGGUGCUGGGCUCGGAUGACUACCGCGGCGUGGAUCUGGGCGAGUAUGACACGGUAACGUACAAGACGCUCUCGGGGGGGCUGGGCUGUGGAUUGCUGGGCGCCCUGUAUGGCAAUCUCAAGACGCGGUGGAACUACCAGAUGCCCACCAAGGGCCGGGAGAUUGUCAGGGCCGUGAAUCGCUACCAGAUGAUCGAGUAUGGCGCUACAAUUGGGGCCAUGGGCGCCGCCUACGCCCUCACCGAUGCCCUCUGCGAGAGGUAUCGCGGCAAGGCGGACUAUUGGAACUCGAUCUAUGCCGGCUGGGCCGCUGGAGCUGUUCUUGGGCUGAGAAAUGGAAGUGUUGGGCGUGGGCUCGCGGCUGCUGCCUCGAUUGCUGCUGUGACGGCUGUUGUGGACACUCUUGCCCAGAAUUCCACGCUCCGGAAGAUCAACAAGGAGUAUCUUCCUUUCCCGGAGGAUAGAUGAGAGAGCUCUGUGAUCGCUGUGAAGAACAAUGAAGAACACAAACAAACUUUGCUCAUUGUUUAGCGUUUGUAAACACAAAUAAUUUGACUAGCGUUGACUAGGGAA
Messenger RNA from Selaginella moellendorffii, 666 nucleotides. RefSeq lists its product as uncharacterized. The coding region runs from base 52 to 561 and encodes 169 amino acids. The record is from RefSeq and is a predicted model, not a curated record. The transcript has 2 exons. Gene Ontology annotation, cellular component: TIM22 mitochondrial import inner membrane insertion complex. Gene Ontology annotation, biological process: protein insertion into mitochondrial inner membrane. Gene Ontology annotation, molecular function: transmembrane protein transporter activity. NCBI's taxonomy places the organism in Eukaryota, Viridiplantae, Streptophyta, Lycopodiopsida, Selaginellales, Selaginellaceae.